GCUGCCCUAGCCACGAACGCGUCGCAGUCGCAUUCCAAUCAGCUCGAUAGAAAAAAAAAAAAAAACAGCCAAAGAGCUCCAGUGCCAAAGUGAACCAGUUAUUGCAUUUCUUCCAAUUGUAAUUAAUUUAUAGUUAGAGAUGGAUCGGUCCCGCGUGCCCUUGUUGUUAAGUCCCUAUCAAAACCGGCCCUGGAUGGUCAAUGAUGGAGCUGCUGCGGCGGCAGCAGGUGGCUCUAAGGGCCUGAAGGGCAUUGUUGCCGGUGGUAUUACCGGCGGCAUUGAGAUCUGCAUUACAUAUCCCACCGAGUACGUGAAGACGCAGCUGCAGUUGGAUGAGAAGGGGGCCAAUAAGCGAUACAACGGUAUUGCUGACUGUGUGAAGAAGACGGUGAGUGAACGCGGCUUCUUCGGACUAUAUCGUGGCCUCAGCGUUCUAGUCUAUGGUAGCAUACCCAAGUCGGCGGCCAGAUUUGGGGCCUUCGAAUACCUGCGCUCUAAAGCUGUCAAUUCUCAGGGCCAACUGAGCAAUUCUGGCAAAUUGCUCUGUGGUCUGGGCGCUGGUGUCUGUGAGGCUAUCGUUGCGGUCACCCCCAUGGAAACCAUCAAGGUGAAGUUCAUCAAUGAUCAGCGCAGUGCGAAUCCGAGAUUCAAAGGCUUCGCCCAUGGCGUCGGCGAGAUAAUCAAAGCGGAGGGCAUCAGCGGCAUUUAUAAGGGUCUUUCAGCAACGAUCUUGAAGCAGGGCUCCAACCAGGCCAUUCGCUUCUUCGUCAUGGAGUCCCUGAAGGACUUAUACAAGGGCGAUGAUCCAAAUAAAUCAGUGCCCAAAUUGUUAGUGGGCGCGUUUGGUGCCGUUGCUGGUGCUGCCUCCGUAUUUGGUAAUACGCCCUUGGAUGUGGUCAAGACCCGUAUGCAGGGCCUCGAAGCUUCCAAGUAUAAAAAUACGGCGGAUUGUGCAUUGCAAAUAUUCCGAAACGAAGGUCCAGCGGCAUUUUACAAGGGCACAGUGCCCCGUUUGGGACGUGUGUGUCUGGAUGUAGGCAUCACCUUUAUGAUCUACGAUUCAUUUAUGGAGGUUUUCAACAAAGUUUGGAAGGACUAAAUUUAAAGUUAAUAUGUAGUUAUUGGCGUGCAUCUUACGUCAUCAUCGUUCGGACCUAUUCAACGAAUGUGAAAAAUUGUAAUGUAGAGUCAUGUGUAAAUUGCGUGUAAGAGUUUCUGACCAGAGCAUUUGACAACGAAUUGUAAAUAGGAAAUAAAAUUCAAUGUUGUAGUAA
Molecule: messenger RNA, 1274 nt
Organism: Drosophila navojoa
Lineage: Eukaryota; Metazoa; Arthropoda; Insecta; Diptera; Drosophilidae
Gene: sea
Product: mitochondrial citrate transporter scheggia
Biological process (GO): mitochondrial citrate transmembrane transport
Cellular component (GO): mitochondrion
Molecular function (GO): citrate secondary active transmembrane transporter activity
Source: RefSeq, a predicted model, not a curated record